Molecule: messenger RNA, 5825 nt
Organism: Lepisosteus oculatus (spotted gar)
Lineage: Eukaryota; Metazoa; Chordata; Actinopteri; Semionotiformes; Lepisosteidae
Source: RefSeq, a predicted model, not a curated record
CAGCCGUUCAAAACACUCUAAGCAUAUGCAGCAGAAACCCAGUGCCCGACCCUCCCAGAGUUGUCAGUUUGGUUUUCCCUCCCCUAAGCGGUGUUGGAAGCUCAAUGCAGAUGCAACUUCAAGCACCUGCAGACACAGGUAGGGGGAGUCGAAAUUACCGAGCACACUCCCUCGACUCAGAGGAGCCUGAUCCUUGAUAAUGCUAUACUGAUUGUUUUGUUUCAAUACAGUUUCUAGAUAGAUUUCUUUGGAGGAUGAAGAGGGGUAUCUGUAGCUUAGGUACUUGUCCGCAUCUGACUUAGCUGAAUUAUUCAUUUUCCGCGUCGGUUCAGUCGCCUACCUCCCUUUUCUGAAUAUCGGAGCACGUAGGGUUUUUGUGAGUGUUUGUGUGACUGUGUGUGCGCAGAGGAACCGAGCUCAGACAGCGUACUGACAAUCCUGCAAAUUGCAGAGCGCACAGGACCCGCUUGGCAAGCAGUAUCAGCGUAGCAUAGAGGUGAGUAACCACAAGCAGGCUUGUUUCGGUGCAUAAUUAGGCUCUCUGGCUUUCUGUUUUUUCAGCAACAAUCCGAUUUUAGGUACUUCAGUGUCUGGCCGCGUACACUAUUAAUGAUACCAUCCUUUAUCUUUUAGUGAAGAAGGCUGGAGUUGUACAGCCUCGCCUCCUUCCUUACUGUCGUGUUGUCGGAAUAGAAGCAUUUUUCCGUAUUAGAAACUUAAUGGCUUCAUGGGGAUAGAUUGCGUGGGAACUCGAGAAAUGAGUUCUUUCCAAGAAAAGUAGAAUCUGCCUCGAAGAGUCUGCUAUUGAACUGGUACCGCUCUGUCCAGUUUUCUGUGGGAAUACUGUUCUCCGCUAUGCGCUGUCAGUACCAGGAAUCAUUUUGAAGGAAAGAAUUUUCUUUUACUUCGGGUUAUUAAAUGGUUUUCUGGAGGAUUUAAAAAAAAUGCUGCUGCUUGUUUUGUUGGCUUUUUCCGUCCCCAGUUCGUCUCCAAACUCGGAUUCUGACCUCUCCGCGGAGACCUGCAGCAUUUGCUCUUGCAUGUCCAUGGAAAACGUCCUCUAUGUGAACUGUGAGAAGAUUACCGUGUACAGACCUACACAGCUGAAACCCCCGUCCUCCAGUCUCUAUCAUCUAAAUUUCCAGAAUAAUUUACUGAUAAUCCUGUACCCGAAUUCCUUUCUCAAUUUCACUCACGCAGUCUCACUCCAGCUCGGGAACAACAAACUGCAGAACAUUGAGGGAGGGGCGUUUAUGGGACUCAGCGCAUUAAAACAGUUGCACUUAAAUAACAAUGAAUUAAAGAUGCUUCGUGCUGACACUUUCUUAGGCAUUGAGAACUUGGAAUAUCUCCAAGCUGACUACAAUUUAAUCAAGUUUAUUGAACGGGGAGCCUUCAAUAAGUUGCACAAGCUAAAAGUGCUUAUCCUUAAUGACAAUCUCAUACAAAGCCUUCCUGACAACAUUUUUCGUUUUGCCUCUCUAACCCAUUUGGAUAUAAGAGGGAACAGGAUACAGAAGCUCCCUUACAUUGGUGUUUUGGAGCACAUUGGAAGAAUAGUGGAAUUGCAGCUGGAGGAUAAUCCAUGGAAUUGCACCUGUGAUUUGCUACCCCUGAAAGCGUGGCUGGAAAACAUGCCCUAUAAUAUUUAUAUUGGCGAGGCGAUUUGCGAGACCCCCAGUGACUUGUAUGGAAGGUUGUUGAAAGAGGCCAGUAAACAAGAGCUGUGUCCAAUGGGCAUAGGCAGCGACUUUGAUAUUCAGAUGCCACCCUUGCCUCCAGAAAAUGGGCAGACAACAUCUAAUGUUGCACCGACUACAAUACAGCACCUCAUUACCAAAGCACCCAAAACAACCAAUCCUUCAAAAAUAUCGGGAAUCAUUGCUGGAAAGGCAUUCCCUGGCAACCGGAAUCUCACCCAAACUGUGUCCUAUCAGACAAGAGUGCCCCCAUUCUCCCCCUGCCCGCACCCCUGUAACUGCAAAGCUCACCCUUCAGAUUUCGGCAUCAGCGUUAGCUGCCAGGAGAGGAACAUUAAAAACUUAGCAGAACUUGUACCCAAGCCUGAAAAUGCCAAGAAGCUUCACCUCAGUGGUAACAACAUCAGAGAUAUCAGUCUGUCUGAUUUUCAAGGAUUUGAAGGUUUGGAUCUGCUACAUUUGGGCAGCAAUCAAAUUGUGACGGUUCAGAAGGGAGUAUUUGCUAAUUUGACCAAUCUUCGUAGGCUUUAUCUAAAUGGCAAUCAGAUUGAAAGGCUUUAUCCUGAAAUGUUUCACGGGCUCACUAACCUCCAGUACUUGUAUUUGGAAUAUAAUGCCAUAAAGGAGGUAUUAGCUGGAACAUUUGACUCCAUGCCAAAUCUGCAGCUUUUGUAUCUGAACAAUAAUGUGUUGAGAAGCCUUCCAGCAUAUAUCUUUGCUGGUGUUACCCUUGCCAGGCUGAAUCUGAAGAACAAUCACUUCAUGUAUCUGCCUGUGAGUGGCGUUCUAGACCAGCUCACAUCCCUCAGUCAGAUAGACUUAGAAGGCAAUCCCUGGGAUUGCACAUGUGACUUAGUGGCUUUAAAACUGUGGCUUGAGAAGUUGAAUGAUGGCGUUGCCAGCAAGGAGAUAAAAUGCACUUCCCCUGUCCAGUUUUCUAACGUUGAGCUUAAGAAGAUUACAAAUGAAAUGUUAUGCCCAAAACUUUUAAUGAAGCCGCCUUUCAUUCUGACCAGCUCUACGCCUGUUAUCACAUCAACAUCUCCAGCUGGACUGGGUAAGGCACCUCCAGGUGGACCUGUGCCCUUGUCAAUUAUGAUUCUGAGCAUUUUAGUUGUGCUGAUUUUAACUGUGUUUGUUGCAUUUUGCCUCCUUGUCUUUGUCCUGAGACGUAACAAAAAGCCAGCAGGGAGGCAUGAAGGAUUAGGGAACCAGGAAUGCAGUUCAAUGCAGCUUCAUCUUAGAAAGCACGAUCACAAGUCCAAUAAGAAAGACGACCUGGGUGGAGAAACCUUCAUACCGCAAACCAUAGAACACAUGAGCAAAAGCCACACAUGUGGCUUAAAGGAUUCUGAGUCAGGUUUAAAAUUUGGUGACUGUCCCAUGCAGAAAAUAAUCCUGAGGAAUAGCGGUGAAAAGGACAAAGAUUCAUUGUCUCGAGACCCAAGAAAGAGACUAAGCACUAUUGAUGAACUGGAUGAAUUUUUACCAGGAAGAGAAUCUAACAUGUUUAUCCAGAACUUUUUAGAAAACAAAAAGGAUUUCAACAGUAUAGGUGUCAGUGGGUUUGAAAUUCGCUACCCUGAAAAACCACAGGACAAAAAAAUGAAAAAAUCCUUAAUAGGAGGCAAUCACAGCAAGAUAGUGGUGGAACAGCGGAAAAGUGAAUAUUAUGAACUCAAAGCCAGGCUUCAAGGUUCUCCAGAUUACCUUCAAGUGCUAGAGGAACAGACAGCUCUGAAUAAAAUGUAGGCCGCCCAAAUCCUUCAGUGUGUUUCCUUAUGACAAAAGUGCCUUUUGAUGACUUUAAACUUCCAGAAAUUUGCAGUGAUAGUUGGACAACUGGACAAGUGAUCCCAGGGACGACUAGACAUACAGUCACAUCAUUUGCUUAGAUGCAGUGGCUGUUUUGCAAAUAAAACCUUUUAUUUGAUUAUCAUUUCCAAUGAGACAGUGCAGUUCGUACACAGUAUGCUUUCAUUUCUCUUUGAACUUUAUAAAUCAUCCCUAAGAAACUGCAUAGUAAUUUGCUGCUAUUGAAAUCAGUACUUUGAAUUUUGAUACAUUUACCAAAAUUGUUAGGUCUGGAAACAAUUGGUGAUUGUACCUCUUGCCAACUCUGUUGCACUGGGCUUUGCUUUGGGUCAGAGUUAGUGGCUGGAAGUUUGAAUAAUCAGGCCAGACCAAACCUAGAGAGUGAGACACUGGCCUGGAAAGCCAACAAACAGGAGAGGACCUGCAGACAUCGUAAGUCACACUUUGUCUAUAUUGCAAAACUUAGAAAACAUUUUGCCACUGCUGGAGGGGUUUUAAGAUAUAUAUUCAUUAACAAUGAGGCAUGUAAAACACAAACCACCAGUAGGAUAUUUUAAUUUAAAUAUAUCGGUUUAUGUGUAUGUAAAGAACCCAGUUAAUAUUCUGUUUAACUCGGUGGUUCUCCUCUAAAGUUUUGGGCAUUACCAAUGCCAGGAGGUUUUAAAAAAAGCCCCCUCCCCCCAAAAUAAAAAAACAGCUGCUUGCCAUGUAAGCGUACCUGGAUUUUAUUUUGUAAACAUUCUUUGUAUCUGUGGAACAGUUUGUAAAAAAAAGUCUAAAAGGAAAAAAAAUGGUGCCAGAAAUGAUGAUGGUCAGUCUAUAUUGCAUUUAUCUUCAUAUUUAAUUUAUUUUUCUACACAGGGUUCUUUGACACUCCCUGGUACUAUUUAAAAACAACAAUAGACUUACUGUAGGUGUUAGGAAAUUUCAAAGGAAAGUGGUGGGGAACCAAACCCUUUGACACUUGACUUUGUUGCUAGAAGAGGAGAGAGUAAGUUGGGUUUUUGUGGUUCAAUGUAUUUUUUUGAAGAGACGGGUAAAGUGUUCUUUGUAAAAGUGAUGUAAGGGCAUUUUCACUAUGAUAUUGCACGAGCUGAAGUUUGAUGGUAUAUAAAUCUUUAACAGUUUGCUUAUCACUUGUAUUCCAGAUUAAUUUGUGAAAUUUCUGAAUAAUGAUAUGCAACCAAAAUAAAUUAGCAUUACUGUGAUGACAUUCUGGAUAUAGUGUGACUGUUGCGACAAAAAAUGUAAAUCAUGGAUUAUCAGAAGGCAACAAUCAUGGUUCAGAAAAUGUUUUAAUGUCAGGAGGUUCUGUGAAAUACUUUGUUUUUAAAUAGCUGCAGGCACAUUCACACGACGUGCAAUAUUUAUAUACUCAAUUAAUAAAAGGUCAUUUACUUAAAUAUAUUUUUUGUUUAAGAUAAAAUUGUGGAGGCAACAUCUGUGUUCUGUGGACAUUUUUCUCCACAUAUUUUGUGAAAAGUCCAUAUUCAAAAAUACUAAUACUUAAGUUAAAGAAAUCUAUGAAGUUAUCAAUAUUUUUAUUUAAAACAAGUGAAUAGAAUGUACCACAAAUGGUAUAAUAAAAUGUUUUUCCUCUAAAAGUCAGAUGAGUACUGUAUAUUGAUUAGUUGCAGUUUAAUUGUAUCAACCUGUUGAAGUCAAAGUAUAAAUAUUGACCACCUAUGUUGCACUGCUUUUUUUUAGUCUCAAUACUGUACGUAACUGUUACAUUUGCUUUCAGAAAAUAAAGGCCCCAACUGUUCUUUUAGCAAAUGUGAAACACUAUAUUUUGCACAUUGGCUUCGUGAUAAUAUUGUAUUUUCUAUUUAUUUAUAUAUUUAUUUAUAGAGGUGUGCACACAGUAUUGAUGUCCUUUAGAUUUCCUUCCCUUUUAAAACAUUGUUUUGGUUGAAUUUUUACUAAUGUUUCUAUUUGUGAUAUCAUUUUAUAUCAAAAGGCUAUUUUAGUGUUUUUCUGAAUUUGAAUUUCCAGAACAUCAAGAAUUAUUUGAUCAUUGCAUCUGCUUUGUUACAAAAAGCCAUACCAGGACUUACACAAUGAAUAUGAAUGACAAACAUAGUGGUUCUCAGGCGAAGACAGUGUGGCGCAGAUUCCUUGCUGUUAUAAAUAACCUUAAUGUGCAUGUUUUGCUGUUUGAUAAUGCAUUAAAUAAGCACAGUGAGAUUUUUUUUUCUUUUUCUGUUGCAUCCAAAGAGAUGGAGAUAUGUAAAACCAGAAUGUAUUUGCAAAACUUUUAACUCUAUUUUGACAUAAAUUCAGUCAAUAAAUUGUAUUGUUUAUACAUUA